Messenger RNA from Elaeis guineensis (African oil palm), 1648 nucleotides. RefSeq names its product PTI1-like tyrosine-protein kinase At3g15890. NCBI's taxonomy places the organism in Eukaryota, Viridiplantae, Streptophyta, Magnoliopsida, Arecales, Arecaceae. The record is from RefSeq and is a predicted model, not a curated record. Gene Ontology annotation, biological process: protein phosphorylation. Gene Ontology annotation, molecular function: ATP binding; protein kinase activity.
AAGAAGGCAGCUUGGCUCUCUCUCUCUUUAAAAAAAAAAAAAAACUCUCCUCUCUCUCUAAAUCUCUCUUUCUCCCAUCUCUCUCUUCUCUCUCUAGCUCUAUGCCAUGUUCAUUGCCGCAAUGGUGGACUAGGUGGAGAUUCCGUUGAAGUCCACUCUGUCGUUCUCUCGCUAGAGAGAUAAGAAGGAUCGGAGAAGGAAGUGAUUGGCAUUUGGGUUGGAGGAUUUCUUAGUGGGCGGAGGAUGGCGUUCCGCUCCUUUUUUUGCUGCGGAAAGGCUUCGAACGGAAAGGAGAAGGGAAAGAAGAGUGCACCAACGUGGAGGGUUUUUUCUCUCAAGGAACUGCAGUCAGCGACAAACAACUUCAAUUACGACAACAAGCUGGGGGAAGGGGGUUUCGGCAGCGUCUACUGGGGCCAGCUCUGGGAUGGAUCUCAGAUUGCUGUUAAAAGGUUAAAAGUUUGGAGCAACAGAGCUGAAAUGGAAUUUGCUGUUGAGGUUGAGAUAUUGGCAAGAGUUAGGCAUAAAAAUUUGCUGAGUUUACGUGGAUACUGUGCUGAAGGACAGGAACGUCUCAUAGUCUAUGACUAUAUGCCCAAUUUGAGUUUGCUCUCACAUCUUCAUGGGCAACAUUCAGCAGAAUGCCUUCUUGAUUGGGGUAGGCGACUGAGGAUUGCCGUAGAAUCAGCUGAGGGGAUUGCCUAUCUUCACCACCAUGCAACACCACAUAUCAUCCACAGAGAUAUCAAAGCAAGUAAUGUCCUAUUAGAUUCAGAUUUCCAGGCACGGGUUGCUGAUUUUGGAUUCGCAAAGCUUAUUCCAGAUGGUGCGACUCAUGUUACCACAAGGGUGAAGGGCACUCUUGGCUAUCUUGCACCUGAAUAUGCGAUGCUAGGGAAGGCCUCGGAGAGCUGUGAUGUUUACAGCUUUGGAAUAUUUCUAUUAGAGCUUGUCAGCGGAAAGAAGCCCAUAGAGAAGUUGAGCGCUAUGAUGAAGCGAACCAUUGCAGAUUGGGCACUUCUACUGGCUCGAGAGGGGAAAUUCAAAGAAGUGGCAGAUCCGAAGCUCAAUGGGAACUUUGUUGAGGCAGAGUUAAAGAGGGUGGUGCUUGUUGCACUUGUUUGUGCUCAAAAUUUGCCUGACAAGAGACCAACAAUGCUUGAGGCAGUGGAGUUUCUCAAAGGAGAGUCCAAGGAGAAGCUAGUGACUCUGGAAAAUGCUGAAUUAUUCAAGGCAGAUCUCGCUGGGAAUUAUCAAGGAUUGUCUGGUCCAGAAGACAGUUCUGAUUGCAUUUCUGAGGAGAAGGAUUCAAAAAGCUGAUAUGAUAUAGGAAGCAGAUUCUAUAACUGAAAAAAUGGUUUGUGAUAGGUUUUCCUUUUUAUGGCUUCUGUCAAUCAUCAAAGUCCAGCUUGAAAUAGUGAUGUUGGAUAAGGUUUUCUUUUUUAUGGUGGCUUUUGGUCGUUUUGGUUGAAAGUUACCACAAAAAUGUGAUAUUAUUGUGGGAUUUGGUUUAUAAAUACAUUUUGUUGGCACAGUAUGGAGGUGAAUGGGUUGUGCUUGGGUUUGCUCAUGUAAUUUUCUAUUUAACAAUAUUGAAAGAUGCAUAGGUGAGUGGAUAUGUGGUUGUGUCCUACACCUGAAUUCUCUU